AUGUCACUUGGGGUUUUUCCAAACGGCAAUUUUCCAUUCUUGCAGCACACUUACCAUCAUAUGGCCAUGUCACCAUUCCUGUACGAUCAUUGUCCACCCAGGAUUGAAUCACCUGCAACGCUGGACGCUGUGGUCAAACAACACUUCGCUCCAGCUAGGGUGAAAGACGUCUAUUCCCUUCCAAAUCACCUUCAUACUCUAUGUCUUGUUGUUCUGUCAAACGGACACCAACUCCUGUUGAAGAGCCCACCGAGACCAACAACACCCUUACUACGACACGAGCAGUCCCUGCUUCGGACAGAAAUCACAGUGAUUGCGCUCCUUCGGCAGAGCGGCGUUCCCUUCAUCCCAGCCAUCCUGCAUCAUGAAAGGCACACUAACCUGUCAGACUCGGCGGUUUUGAUCCGUCCUCAUGUGGCCGGGCGCACUCGACAAGAAAUGGAAGAUCAACUCUCCGACCAGGACCGGGACGUCAUAGACCGACAGUUGGGUGCAUUGGCUUGGAAGAUCGGCCAGCACACCUCGAGAUCCUUCGGAACGUUUCACCAAGUCGAACGGGGAAGGGGGAAAUCAUCGUGGAAGGAAGCUUUUCUUUCCCUCGUCGAGGGGACCCUGCGAGAUGCGGAGGACGCCUUUGUGAACCUCCCGUAUGCCGAGAUCAGAAGCCACAUUCACCGGUUGUCACCGGCGCUCGAAGAGAUAACGCUGCCGCAGCUGGUGCUUGUGGAUCUUGGCUGUCCGUCCCAGGUCAUACUGAAUCCCGAAGACAAGGCCAUAUCAGGGUUGGUCGACUUCAGUUAUGCCGUCUGGGGAGAUGUAUAUAUGGCUCAGAUCUUCGACGAAGCAUCAGCUGCGGUGUUAGAGGGCUAUGGCUCUUGGUCGGGUAUGCUUGCUACCGGUCUAUCCAGACCAUCACAAUGCGAUACUUUCGACGAAAAGAUGAGAGUUCCGAGAACGAUGCGAGGAGACGAUUGA
This is a messenger RNA of Aspergillus terreus NIH2624, 975 nucleotides long. RefSeq names its product phosphotransferase family protein. The record is from RefSeq and is a predicted model, not a curated record. The transcript is spliced from 2 exons. Bases 1 to 975 code for a protein of 324 amino acids. NCBI's taxonomy places the organism in Eukaryota, Fungi, Ascomycota, Eurotiomycetes, Eurotiales, Aspergillaceae.